AUGAGUUCAAAUAGUUCUGCUAACAAACCACGGGAAGAGGAAUAUCCACCGCAAAAAAUAUACCCUUUAAAAGAUUUUGAAGCACCUGCUGAGCCAGAACCUUUUUACCAUAAUUAUCAGCAAGGAGUACCAAUUGCAUUGGAUAUUGGUACGUCUUCAUUCAAGAUUGGAUUAACAAAUGCCAGUGCACCAAAUAACGUAUUUCCAGCGAUCAUUGCUCGUUACAGAGAUCGUAAGGCGUUGAAGACGUUGACGAUUGUUGGAAACGAUGUGUAUAGAGAUCAGUCGCUUAGGUCGUCGCUGAGAACCCCAUAUGAUGGUCCUCUUGUGACAAACUGGGAUUAUGUGGAGUUCAUGCUUGAUUAUUCCUUUGAGCACUUAGGGGUACAUAGUGACAACGGAAGAUUGAAUAAUCCGGUUAUCAUGACUGAGCCAGUUGCCUGUCCAAUGAGCCAGAGAAAAAAUAUGUACGAAUUGCUUUUCGAAGCGUAUCAGGCACCAAAAGUGACUUUUGGAAUUGAUUCUUUGUUCUCGUACUAUGCUAAUUCAGAUACUAAUACGGCCAAUGGGGUUGUCAUCGGCACAGGGCACGAGCUGACCCAUGUAAUUCCUGUUUCUCAAGGUAAGGGAAUAUUACUGCAGACGAAAAGAAUAGACUGGGGUGGAGAUCAGUCCCAGCAAUUUAUUCAAAGGUUGUUGUCCUUAAAAUACCCUUACUUCCCCACAAAAUUGACAUCACAAAAUACCACCAACAUAUUAUACGAUCAUUGUUACGUCCUGAAGGACUAUCAAGAAGAAUUAUCAAACUAUCUUAAUAUGGACUACUUAAAUGAUCAUGACGUUGUUCUUCAGGCGCCAGUAGACGUAUCGACAUCAACAGACAAAAAGAAAUCUGCAGAGGAAUUAGCAAAACAAACCCUAAAGAGAAAAGAACAAGGUAAAAGAUUACAGGAACAAGCUCAGCAGAAAAGGCUUGAAAAGCUUGUGCAAAAAGAACAAGAGUUUGAAUAUUAUACAAACUUGAAGAAGGAAUUUGAAGGUAUAUCGCCCAAGGAAGUUCAACAGAGAUUGGAAGCAGAGGGUUUCGAGGAUUUGAAUGAUUUCAACAAGUAUGUGACCAACUUGGAAAAGACAUUGAAGAGAACGCGUAAUCAAGAUAUUGGUGAUCACGAGGAUGAUGAGACCACUAAUUCUUGGCCUCUAGUUGAUAUUCCUGAUGAUCAAUUGUCGGAAGAUCAAAUAAAGGAAAAAAGAAAGCAAAGGCUCAUGAAAGCUAAUUUUGAUGCUCGUGAACGUGCAAAAGAGCUUAAAAGACAAGAAGAAGAGUCAUUAGCCAAAUUUGAGAAGGAACAAGAAGAAUGGCGUGAAAGAGAUUUGGAGGACUGGUGUUCAGUCAAAAGACAAGAGUUGGGACAAAUAUAUGGUAGAAUGAAAGAGAGGACUAAACUUUUAAAUUCCAUGAAAGAUAGGAAGUCAAUGGCUGCCCAGCAACGUAUGAAAAACAUUGCGGAUUUAGCAAAUGAUGAAACUGGUUCAACCUCAAGUGCAUCAAGAAAAAGACGUCGUAAUGCAAAUGCGACCAUCGAUAAUGAUCCAAAUGAUACAUUCGGAGCCAAUGAUGAUGACUGGAGUGUUUAUAGGGAUAUUAGUAAUGCCACAUUAGAAGAAGAACAAGAAGAAGACAAUACAGCAUUGCUUAAAUUAGAAGAGCAGCUAUUGCAGUAUGAUCCUAAUUUCCAUCAUGAGGAUACGCUUGCUGCCUCACAAACUUUUGAUUGGAAGAAUCUGACGUUACAUAAAUUCAUUCAUGGCCCUCGUCAAAAUAUUACUAUAUCUAUGCAAGCUGAAAUCUCUGACCCAGAUGAAUUAGCUAACCACCCAGAAAUAAUCAAAAAGAACCACCAAUUGCAUUUUAAUAUCGAAAGAAUACGAGUUCCUGAAAUUUUAUUCCAGCCAAGCAUUGCAGGUCUUGAUCAAGCUGGUAUUGCUGAGUUACUGAGCGAUUUACUUUACAGAAGAUUAGACGGUAACUUCUCGUCUAGUGGUCAAUCUCAUAGCAUGAUUCAAGAUGUCUUUAUUACUGGUGGCCUUGCGAAGUUGCCAAAUUUUGUGGAAAGAACUACUAAAGAAUUUACUUCAUUCUUACCUGUAGGGGCUCCAUUGAAAGUUCGUAGAGCGAAGGAUCCAAUAUUGGAUGCUUGGAAGGGUAUGCAAAAAUGGAGUCAAAGCGAAGAGUGUGAAAACAGCUAUGUUUCUAAGGAAGAGUAUGAAGAACUUGGGCCAGAAUACAUAAAGGAACAUGGUUUAGGUAAUGCUUGCUUAAUGUAA
Messenger RNA from Debaryomyces fabryi, 2328 nucleotides. RefSeq lists its product as uncharacterized. The transcript has a single exon. Gene Ontology annotation, cellular component: cytoplasm; Ino80 complex. Lineage: Eukaryota; Fungi; Ascomycota; Pichiomycetes; Serinales; Debaryomycetaceae. Gene Ontology annotation, biological process: regulation of DNA-templated transcription. Bases 1 to 2328 code for a protein of 775 amino acids. The record is from RefSeq and is a predicted model, not a curated record.